GGCAGGACUGGAAACCUGAAUUUACAACAUCCUUGAUCUGUCUGAACUGCUGGAGUUUGCACUGGGCGCUGUCUGAGCCCCAGUGUCCCUCGCUGUAAAAGCCAGCGAGGGAGGAGGGCCUGGGGCCUCACAGAGCCUGGCCUUCUCUGGGAAGAGUACAUGGUUGCCCCCCACCCCCACCCCCAGACUGCCCAGGCCCCACUGACCAUGGAUGAGGAGGAGGAGGACAGCGACACUGAGGCGGCCUGGCUGCAGCUUCGGCCCGUGGAGCCCUCGCCCUCCCAGUGCUGUGGCGGUGGCUGCUCACCCUGUGUGUUUGACCUCUAUCACCGAGACCUGGCAAAGUGGGAGGCAGCCCGAGCCAGCAGGGACAGGAGCCUGCUGAAUGGAGAGAAGUCGCAGAGCCGCCCUUUCCAGCUGAACCCGGAGACCUUCGUGGGCUUCUGCAUCAGUGCCAUGGAGAAGGUCACUCGGGACACCUACCGCGUGCGGUUUGCACUCCCAGGGAACAGCCAGCUUGGCCUGUGGCCAGGGCAGCACCUCAUCCUGAGGGGAAGAGUAAAUGACUUAGAAAUUCAGAGAGCCUACACGCCCAUCAGCCCCGCCAAUGCUAAAGGAUACUUCGACGUUUUGAUUAAGUGCUAUCAGACCGGGCUUAUGUCCCAGUAUGUGGAGUCCUGGAGACCAGGAGACACAGCUUUCUGGCGAGGACCUUUCGGAGGCUUCUUCUAUAAACCAAACCAGCACGGCGAGCUCCUCAUGCUGGCUGCGGGCACGGGCCUGGCCCCCAUGGUGCCCAUCCUGCAGAGCAUCACGGACAACGAGGAGGACGAGACCUUCGUCACCCUGGUCUGCUGCUUCAAGACCUUCGAGGGCGUCUACCUGAAAACCUUCCUCCAGGAGCAGGCCCGCUUCUGGAACGUCCGCACCUUCUUUGUGCUCAGCCAGGAGAGCUCUGCGGAGCGGCUGCCCUGGAGUUACCAGGAGAAGACCCGCUUUGGCCGCCUGGGCCAGGUGCUGGUGGAAGAGCUGCUUGGCCGCUGUCGGAAGAAGCCCUUUGCGUUGGUCUGCGGCUCCGCCGAGUUCACCAAGGACAUGGCCAGGUGUUUGCGGGGCGCCGGCCUGGCCCAGGACUCCUACUUCCUCUUUUAGCCCUGGCCUCCCUUCCAGAGCCUGGGCACACAAAGGGAGCAGCACAGAGCAGCAUCGGGAGGCGUGCAGUGCAGGCCUGGUCUCCUGCUCACGUGUCAGGUGACCUUCGGUGGGGGCCCUUACCGCUGGGAACCUGCACUUUGAUCACCCCCUGAGGCUGGUUGGACCCUCCUGGCGUCCUCUGUGUUGAGAGAGGACGGGAGGCUGUAGGGGGACGGGGAGGCCUGCAGCCAGCCCAGGAGUCCGAGAGGACCCGGCAGGGAAGCCAGGUGCAGGCCGAGCCCGCUGAGGGGGAGGGGUUGUGCAGGAGAAGGGGCGGGAGGGGCUCCCACAGUGGCCUCAGCUCUCCCUCAGGUGAGGUGCCCCCUGCAUGUUUGGGAAUGAACACAGGAGAGGCCGCGAGCCCUGUGAGGAGGGCCCUGCCUUGCACACCUCCAGUGCCAUGAGCCCGACAUGCAGAAGGUUCUGGGUGCUGCGAUAGGGCCGCGUUCGCAGGGGACGGUGGGCCCUGGAUUACCCUUGCAUUGUUGGCCCCAGGCACUUUCAGUUUCCCUUCCCUGGCUCAGGAGCCCAGCACAGUGUCCUCUCUCCCAGCAAGAGAAGAGGCAUGGAAGGCAAAUGCCCCUCCCUGCUGCAGACAGCUGGCUCAGCCCGUGCCUUCAGCUCGGUGCCCUGGCGAUGGUUGCUAUGGAGAUCUAAAGAUAGAGCAGGAGUCAGGAGACCUGGGUUCCUCUCCUGGCUCUGCCCAGUGAGCGGCUGCCUGCAGAUUCCAGUCCACCCACUCCGCCCCCUGCAUCCUGCGUAGGGCACACCCGCCCAGGGAACCGGCGCCCCUGGGCAGUACGCCGCAGUUAAUGAAUUACGCUUUGCGCAGCCUGGGCUUCAGUGUGCUGCGGUGGCUCAGGCCGGUACAGGCAGGCCUGGAAUCGGAAAACGAAACCAUGUAAUCUUAGAGUUAGCAGUUUUACAUCAUCAACUCACAGCCCUCAUCAUCUCAAAGCUGAUGGUUCCAGACUCUGAAAAGCAUCCAGUCUAACACAUGGAUGUGUAAGUGGAGACACUGAAACCCAUGAGGCCACGUGCCUGGCCCGUGCUGGAGUGGCUGGCGGUAGUGCCAGUGCUGGAAGUCUUCUCGUUCCCGGGCCGUGCUCGUGGGUCUGCGCCCGUGGUGUUCGAGCCCCACACGGCACCAGUUCCUUGCCUGGCAGCAGCGAAGGCACAGGGCAAGGGAUGUGCAGGUCCCUUUCCACCAGAGCAGUUCUGCCUUUAUCCCCUGUGGUAUCCUGGGACUUGGAGUCAUUUCCAUUUGUGAAAAAAGGUUCCCCCCAGCCCCCAGCCCCACCCAAAAAGUUGCAACAGAAAUCUCAGCUGUGCUGUGCUUGGUGAGUAACCAUGACCCACGGCCGAGGACGGUGGCAGGGGCUGCAGACUGUUCCCCGGGCAGGAUCGCAUGGGGCUACUGUAUGCAACUUCUGCAGGAAUCACGUGUGUGAACCCCUGAGGGCUCCGCAAAGACUAGUGCUGAAGAAACUUUGCUCACUGUCUCACCCGGAGGCUCCCAAGCUCAUUGAAAACUAUCGAAGACUUCCUCUGGGUUCCAGAGCCCACACCCCGCCGGCAGUGCGUGCAGCUGGUGUGUUCUGUUUUGUGCAGCCUUGGCUGUGGGGUGCUGCGGUGGCUCAGGCUGGUGCUAGUGCAGUGUCCUGGUGCGAGAGGCUCUUACAGAGUCAGGGGUCCCCAGCAGGCAUCUACGUGGCCUAUGACCUGGGCAAGACCCUUUUCCUCAGAGCCUCUGAAAUCUGUGCCUCUUCUCCACACUCUCCCCUUCAUGCUACUUGCACAUCCAACGGGAAGGCCCAUUACAAGCUCGGCUGUGCCCCAGGCCCCACGAAAUGGAUAGCAAACACAGCAGGUACAGUGCUUCCUCUUGGGGAGCUCCUGGCCCAGCAGUACGGGGGGUACUUAAAGGCAUCCAGUCGCGCAUGCCGCAUAACAACGUUUGGUCACAGUGGUCCCGUGUGUUUCAAUUGCUAGGUGAUGUCUGUGAUCACAGCGAUGGCUCUGCCUGUCAUGCGUUUCCUGGAAUAUCCAACCCUAAUCCUAAAAGGCACCUGAGCUACAUAAAGGAGGGUUGGGGGUGCUGAGACUGCUCCGGCCUAGCCUUUGGCAGGGCCAGGGCCACACGCUAUCUCCGAAGCUCGAGGCCACAGGGUCUGGGGCAGUUCCUGUGGCUCUCUCUGCCCGUUAGGGAUAUUUGACAUUUCGAUAUCAGAUAAGGCCCCUGUAGUGGUCCUUAGAGGCCCCCCAUCCUACUGUCACCCUCCGCCUCCCCUGUGCCACGUAGGUCUGUGCACACUGGCUGCUACUGUCUCUCUUGCCGUGGGACCUGGGUAAGGACCCAGCCAUGCUCUUGUUACCAUGGUGCCAAAAAGGCUCCUGCCGUCUGGACCCAAGGCUGGCGGCUGGGUGCCAUGCCUCACGGGGCUGAGAUGUGGGAAGGCAGAUUGGGAGUGAGGGUCCCAUCCAUUGGCCCAUCCCUGCCAUCUCGCCUGAGGAUGGCCCUGCCGCACGUCACGGGGGUGAUGGCUUCUGUGUGAUACUGCCGUGGGGAAAAGGAGACUUGUGACACAGGCAUCAGGAAGUCUACAAGGGGUGUCCACAGUUCCCUGAGCUGGACAGGCCUCUGGUUCUGUGCACCAGUCCUAAGCUUCAGGAAGACCGCAGCCACAGGGUGCGGUGACUGCUUUCCUCAUUGUGUUGUAGCUGUGUGGCUUCAGCGUCCACCUCGCUGGUCUCCCAGCCCCCGCUCUGCGGCCCCUCCGCACCGACCAGACUGGUUGUCCUAACACGCAGAAAUGAGCCCGUCGCUGCUCUGCUCAGAGGCGCCCCUGGCUGCCCUCUGCCCUCAGGUGCGACAUCACAGCUCUGCCUCCCUCUCUGCUCCCACCUCUCCCGCUCUUCCAAGUGUGCUCCUCAUCUUCCGGGCCCUUAGCUCAGUGCCAUCUCCUCCAGGAAGCCUCUCCUGGCUCUGCCACUCCAGGCUGGAUCAGAGAGCAGAGAUUGCUGUGUGCUGUUCUGUUGCUGCCCCGACAGACUGGUUUGCGGGUCACAUGGCAGUUCCCCCCGGGGGCUGUCCAUUGCAUCCCUGGCGUGGGAGGGUGCGCACUACAUCCUGAAUGUUGAACACCUGAGCAAUAAACGUACGAUAUUCAUGAAGCGCUCUACAGGCGGCCACAGGCUUCUCAUGUGCAUUGCAGCGCAGGUCGUCACAGCGUGCGCACCACUUCCGACCCUGGUUUAGGAAGGAGUGUAAGUUUCAGAGAUGUGAAGUGGUUCUCCAAGGUUAUCUCGGGGUACACUGUCCCAACAGGUUGCCCAUUGUGAAGGUUGUGUGUGACACACAGGUGCCCUGGAGCUGUGUAUGAAGAUUUUUGUCACUGCACUUGCAGAGAGAGGUCUUCCAUCUGCUGGUUCACUCCCCAAAAGGCUGCAGCGGCCGAAGCUGGGCAGAUCUGAAGCCAGGAGCCAGGAGCUUCUUCUGGCUCUCCCACACAGGCGCAGGGGUCCAAGGACUUGGGCCAUCUUCCACUGCUUUCCCAGGCCAUAGCAGACAACUGGAUCGGAAGUGGAGCAGCCAGGCCUCAAACCAGCACCUGUAGGGGAUGCCAGCACUGCAGGCGGCGGCUUUACCUGCUACACCACAGCAGCAGCCCCACCACUGCACUGUUUGAAAUGGCAAAUGACGACUACGUCUGUGUCCAUCAGGAAGAGAACGGAGAAGCCAGGCAUUCCACGGUGAUGCAGUGGUGGAUUCCAGACAGCACUGGAAAUGAGUGAACUCCGCUCGGCCUGCAGCGCUCAGCAGACUGAGCCCUGGGGAUGCGGGAACCGAGGGGAAUGCACACUGUCAAAGGACGGGCUCAGGGAGCUGCCUGGACUUGCAAAGCACAAAAGCCCAAAAUGAUGCUGGAUCUCAGGAGACACCAACUGCACGGAUGAGGGGUUGUCAUGGCAUAGGAAUUUCAGCCACCAGCUGUGACCCCACAUCCCGUAUUGGAGUGCCGGUUUGAGUUCUGGAUCCAGCUCUCUGCCAAUGCACCUGGGAAGGCAGCAGAUGAUAGCCCAAAUACUUGGGUGCCUGCCACUCAUGUGGGCAACCCAGAUGGAGUUCCUGGCUCCCAGCUUUGGCCUAACCCAUCCCCGGCUGUUGCAGUCACGUGGGGGAGUGAGCCAGAGCGGGAAAGGUCUGCCUCUGCUUCCCCUUACCUCUUCCUGCCACUCCGCCUUUUAAAUAAUUCCUAAAGCAAAACGAACGAACAAAAAAGGACGGGGUGAUCUCUGGUGAUGGAUGGGAGCAAACGGAAUGUGGUGAAGCCACGUUUGGCCAAACUGUGUUUGUAUUUUGUUAUAAAAAUAUUUGAAAUGAACAUGGCAGCAAUCCGAACAUCUGGAAAAUCUGGGUGGUGGGUUCUCUGAUGUGUCUUCCAUGUUGUUUCCUGUUUUUUCUGUGUUUGAAAUCAUUGCCUAAUU
Molecule: messenger RNA, 5682 nt
Organism: Lepus europaeus (European hare)
Lineage: Eukaryota; Metazoa; Chordata; Mammalia; Lagomorpha; Leporidae
Gene: CYB5R5
Product: NADH-cytochrome b5 reductase-like
Exons: 7
Coding region: 160-1152 (330 amino acids)
Molecular function (GO): oxidoreductase activity
Source: RefSeq, a predicted model, not a curated record